UCACACACACGAUCAGCACAGCAUGCCGAGCCAACCGACCUGAGAAAGCUUCAUUGCAUUACUAGACGUUCAACGAUUACGUCCCUAAGCUACUUUUCGUUUGAAAAAUAUCGUAUACGUUAGACUACAUCUUCUCGUCAACGGACGAGCCUCUUUAACAUAUUAUAUACUCGUGCUACAUUUUCUCUAAAAAAAUGGAUACUAAUCAAACUCCUCUUUCACCACCGGCCUCACCCCAAUUCAAACACAUUGAACCACUUCAAUCUUCGUUCAGCGUUGCAGCACUUUUAGGAGAUAAACUUCAACAGAAAGCAAAGACCAAUAUGAACAUAAAGAAAAGUAACAAUGGAACUACUCGGCCUGGUUUACCUCCAACUCCUCAACCUUCUGAUUCGGAAGAAGAUGAACCUCUCCGAAAAAGGCGAUCUAUGGAACAAUGUGAAUUAGCAAAAUUACUCUUGGAUGGUACACCACCCCCGAGUCCAGAACCUGCCCGUGUAUCAGUGAUAAUGCGUGCCAAUCGAGAUGGUACCUACAGUCCUGCCAACUUGAUACCAAAGAUUACCACAAUGUGUUCACAACUAAUUCCACAUAAUUCACAACAGACUUCCAACCUACAGUUCGAACCAACCACGCGACAGAAUACAGUGGAAUCGGAGAACAUACUGAAGAGUCUUAAAUUCAAAAUGAGUUUACGGAAAGAAGAGAUUAUUAUAAAUAAUAAAAAUACUGAUCGCGAGACUAUUCAGCCAAAAUUACAUCCUCUAGCACCAAAACCUGCACCAAUCAUGGUAACCGGAUUAUUAGGAUCUCCUUUGGUUCUUCCACGAGCUCCUCUUUUAUUAGUCACUGCACCUACAACAACGUCAAAUAUAACUACUCCAGAAUCAACUAUACGACGUCGUGUUUAUGAAUGUGAACAUCCAGGUUGUGGCAAAAAUUAUUUUAAAUCUUCUCAUUUGAAAGCCCAUACACGGACUCAUACAGGUGAACGACCAUUUUCGUGUCCUUACGAAGAUUGUAAUAGACGAUUUUCAAGAAGUGAUGAAUUGUCACGACAUAAACGAACACAUACUGGAGAAAAGAAAUUUGUUUGUCCUAUCUGUCAAAGAAGAUUUAUGAGAAGUGAUCAUUUAGCAAAACAUGUUAAACGACACACCAGAGAUAGAUCUUCCUCUAUCCGCGUCACUGGUGCUCAAACUGGUUCUAUUACACAAAUGACACCCACACCUUUAAAAGUAAGUUUACUUCCUGUUAUAGCACCACGCAUAACACAAUCAACUCAACAAAUAAUUGCACCGCAAUUAACGGUUUAAAAAAUAUAAAAUAUUGUAUAUUUAAGCCGUAUCUAAAGCUGUGAAUCGAGCUUUAAUUAUUACAGGAUUGAAAACCAUUCCGACAUUGUGAAAAGAUUGUUUUUUAAUGGAUAAUUAAAAAAAAAAACAACAGAUAUGUGAAAAAACUUAUCUCAAAUUUGAUGAAGAACAACUUCGAAAUGUGAAUAUUUACAAUAAUAAAUUAUAUGUUUUUAUGUGUACCGCAUAGUGAUUAUAUAAAAAAAAAAA
Messenger RNA from Apis mellifera (honey bee), 1565 nucleotides. Its product is annotated as Krueppel-like factor 10. Gene Ontology annotation, molecular function: RNA polymerase II cis-regulatory region sequence-specific DNA binding; DNA-binding transcription factor activity, RNA polymerase II-specific. Lineage: Eukaryota; Metazoa; Arthropoda; Insecta; Hymenoptera; Apidae. The transcript is spliced from 3 exons. The coding region runs from base 195 to 1316 and encodes 373 amino acids. Gene Ontology annotation, biological process: regulation of transcription by RNA polymerase II. The record is from RefSeq and is a predicted model, not a curated record.